CGCGGUACCCAACCUGUUCGGGCGCCCAUUGCAACAGAGCGAGGGCGAACGUGUCCUCGGUUGGGAACGCCGAGAUACUGCAUUACUCGGUCAGUCGGUCUGGAGGUACGACAUCAACAUAACGUUUUUUUUCACCAGUGCAUAGUUUUUCCUUCCUUUCUUCUUCGUGCUCUUCUAGCGUGCGUCGUUUGUUGUCGUCUUCUUUGUUGCGUUUGUAGCCGGUUCGAAAAAUUGCCGCACAGUUUGACCGUGUGCAAGUGUGUGAUUUGUGCGAGUUGCAGGUGUGCCGUUCGCUGUCCGUAUGUGUGUGAGUGUGUGUGUGCAUUUUCGAGUGCGUGUGACCGCGAGGCGUAGCAAAUUGUGACGCUGCCACAGCUUCCUCCCGGCGGCCGAUAACGGAACGAAACGAGCAAUCACGAUGAAGUCAUUGGUUCGGUUUUCGUCACUCCCGGAGUGACCGUAAAGAAGCGAUCGCGAAAAAUCCGCCGCUGGCCGAAAUUGUUGGAUAGUAGUGGUAGUUGUAGCAUUGGAAAUUUCUAAGCCCCCAGCGGAAAGGGGGCCCCCAGUGAAGAAGGGAAAAGGAGGAGAAAAAACCGCUCUAUGUCUGUGCCAGUGCCCGGUGUCAGUGAGAGUGUGUGUGUGUGUGUGAGAGUUUGUGAGGAUUAACUUGUGACCUUUGCUUUGGACCGAACCAACCAAAAGACCGCCAUCCACCCGUCGUCUCCGUCAUCAACGCACACACCAUCGGAAGACAGCUGUUCGCGCGAAAAAGAUAACGUGAUUGGAGCCCACCCGUAACACCCGGGCGCGCAUGCAUGCGGAGCGAGCGGAAGGGAAGAGCGGCAAGAACACUUCGCACGAGGCCGGCUGGUGGUCUGCAGUGUGUGCACAAACCAUUCCGACUGAUGCAAGAUCAGGAGGAUCGAGCUGGAACACCGACAGCGAGCGAUAACAUUAAGCCCGUAAUGAUGAUGAUGUCAAUAACCUGAGGUACACGGCACCCCGGUUGCACUACAUUCCGGAGCGGUUGGAAGCGACGAGCUUCACGCACACUCUACCACGCACACCCAUCGAUGUGACGCCGAAUGCACCUGCACUUUUCACCCUGCGCCACCCUUUCGAAGCGCGCACCGAAAAACCCGUCGUUGGAUCGACAGUCGAUUGAUGCGCACGACUAAAUUGCCACCGCAAGCCCUGAACCGCCGUUUGCACCACGUGUGUGUGUGUGUGCGUGUUAAUCGACUUUUGGGUGAAGGAAGCACACAGACGGGCCACUGCUCCAAGCCAAAGCCAGCAAAGCUUAACCACUGUGGCGUGAUCCCGUGACGCCAGUGCGACGCCCUUUUCGACGGGACCGAGCGCAGUGUACCAGACAUACACACACAAAAAAAGCACUCGCACACAGCGAGAUAGAGAAAAGAAAAAUCAUUCAAACAUCCCGACGCACCAGUGGUAUCGGAAACGCAUUAACCGUGUGUGUGGGUAGCCCACCAGCCGAAUGUGAGAACCAUUAUCGAUUCCAAAACAAAACGAAAAACCGUGCCCCGAACCUGCCAAUUAAAACCGAGCGUUUGUGUCUGUGUGUCUGUGUGUGUUUGAGUCCCACACAGUGCCACUGAGGGCAGCUCUGCUUCACUCCCCCUGAAAGGUUGGUGGUCACACGGUCACACGGUCCCGGGACGCGGCGCUGAAAAGCCUCGGAGCGCAUGCAUAUGUUGGAGCUGAUCACCGACAUCGCGAUGGCGUCGUCGUCGAGCCCGAUGGAGAUCAGCGAACCCUUCCGCACGGAGGACCUGUCCAAGACGGACUUUUUCGACUUUGUCACAGGCUCCGCACCGGACAUGGCCAUCAGCAGCAGCAGCAGCAGCGCCAGCGGUGGCCCCGGUGGAGGUGGGAGUGGUGCCAACAACAACAGCAGCAGCAGCAGCAGCAGCAACACCGCAAGCAACAGCAAUACCUGCAACCGUGUCCUGGCGGGUGGAUUGCCCAGCAUGGGCGUGAAUGGGGUGACCGAUCGACCGCCCGGUGGAAGAAAUGGAGGCGAAGGGUCACCGAUGGAUGGAACACCCGCGAACCGAGUGGCCGGCAGCACCGUGCCCGAUGCGAACGAUCAACCGCUGCAGGGAUUCGAUCAGUUCUGGGGUCCAGACAAAGAUGCCAACCGGUUGGAUCCGGCCAUGUUUGAGGAUCUGAAUCGCUAUUGUUGGAUACAGCAGAGCAACACUGCCAGCGCACCGACCAGCAACAGCACCAGCAACAAUGCCACCAACAGCAACACUAACAACAGCAACAAUGGAGCACUCAACAACCAAGUUGCCGAUACAGAUGGACAGAUCUACACACUAACAGUAUUAAAUGGAGCGCCGGAACCGUGGGUACUACGGAAGGACCCGAAUGGGUCGGAACCAGCUGCUCCCGCUUCCAAUCUCGAUCUCGACACCAUUCUGGGCGGAUUCCCGGGCUACGUCAAGACGGAAUGCUUCUCCUACGACGACAGUGGCUUCGGGACGGAUCAUCACGCAAAGGAAGAUCCUCAUCAUCAGCAGCAACAGCAGCAGCAGCAGCAACAGCAACAUCAACAUCUUCAGCUAGUUCAGCAACAUGCGGCCCACCACGCCCACACACAACCUCAACUGCAACAAGUACAAUCUCAGCAGCAUCAGCAGCAGCAGAUGCCUGUUACGUCCAGCAACAUCGUCCUGUCGAGCCAGCUGCUUGACCCCAACAGUGUGCUGGCGUACCAGAACAACAACAACAACGACUGGCAGAUGUCGGACCACAACGUGAUACAGCAGGACACGGCAGAGUCGUUGCUGCGCAGUGCGCUACAGGGCAAGGGCUACACCAAGGGCACCGGGCUGCCGCUGCCCAACGGGACCAUCACCGUGCUACCCGCCACCGGUCACAUGAAGGACGAGGAGCUGCGACGGGUGCUGUACUCGGGCGGCGAUCCGAACGACUCACUCGCCGCCUAUGCCGACUCCACGCUGGCCAGCACCAUGUACGACGAGUCGGUGUUACACUCGCCCGCUUCCACCAACCAAUCGGCCACCUCCCAGCAGCAGCAGCAGCAGCAGCAACAUCAACAGCAUCAACACCAGCAACAGUUGGUCGCAUCCACUGGACAAGUAACGGAUCUUGGUGCUGGAGGACCGGGUGGCCCCGGAACAGUGGUGGUGGACGACAUGUUCUUCACGCUCGAUGCCACCUUCCCGGAGGACUACGAAAAGCUGAAACGGAUAGCGACGGAGGUGCAGCAGUUCUGCACGGACAACAACAACUACACGGAGAUCAUCGUGGAAGCGCCCGCGAUGGGCAACGGAUGCAGUGCCAAUGUCCCUUCCAACGCCCUGAUGGCGGGUGCGAACAACCAUCAACAUCACGCGCUGGGCGUCCUGUCUCCCACGGGGACCGCCGGCUCGACCCUCAACCGACAGCCCUCCGUUUCGACCACCUCCUCGGACGUAGUAACGACGACCUCCUCGACCAAGCCGAAGGCGCCCCGGACGAAGAAGUCCUACAAGCGAUCUCUCAGCAACAGUGCGGCCGGAGCAGCCAACUCCAACAACAACAAUGGUUCCACAUUGACCUGUCUCACCAACAAUAACAACAACAACAACACGAGCAUGAGCAACCUCAACACGAUUGCCGGUGGUGGUGGUGGUGGUGCGAUGCUGAGUCCGGGCAGUGCGAACGGCACCGUGUCCUUGGCCACCACUACUACCACCAGCACAACGACCAACACCGCCACCACCAGCCCGACCCAGUGCGGCAACGGGCAGCGCAAGGAGCGCUCCCUGCACUACUGCUCGAUCUGCUCGAAAGGCUUCAAGGACAAGUACUCCGUCAACGUGCACAUACGCACGCACACGGGCGAAAAGCCGUUCGCCUGCUCGCUCUGCGGCAAAAGCUUCCGCCAGAAGGCCCACCUGGCCAAACACUACCAGACGCACCUGGCGCAGAAGAACCCGCCCGGCGGCACGGUCACGAAGCAAAGCAAGCAGAGCCGCCUGUCAACGCCACUGGCGUCGUCGUCGUCCGCGGGCAGCGACCCGAGCACAGGACAAUCGAUGCCGGUCGCUUCCGUCACACCCGUCACACUGUCCGUGGUGAGCGUGGCCGGACCGCUGCCACCGAUGGUGAUCCCACAGGCACAAUCACCGCCGAUGCUGCUCACCACCACUACCACCAACAACAACAACACCAACACUGCCACGAUUGUCGCCAGCAGGUGAACGCACACUCAGCUCAGGCCGCCAUUGCCGUCGCCGUCACCGCCUACUAAACAAAUUUUACUUUGUUCCUAUUUUAAUGUGUAUUUACGCAAGUGUGAGUGUGUGUGUGGGUGCGUUUGCGGACGCAAUCGUCGGAAUGUGAUAGCGCAUUGGGAUUAUUAGGUUGGGGGGAGAGAUGAAGGGGCCAUUUUUGUUUUGUUUUCGGAACUCUGCAACUCAAAAUUACCUGUGAUGAUAAACGCU
This is a messenger RNA of Anopheles coluzzii, 4478 nucleotides long. Its product is annotated as probable WRKY transcription factor protein 1. NCBI's taxonomy places the organism in Eukaryota, Metazoa, Arthropoda, Insecta, Diptera, Culicidae. Gene Ontology annotation, biological process: cell fate commitment; regulation of transcription by RNA polymerase II. Gene Ontology annotation, molecular function: histone deacetylase binding; DNA-binding transcription factor activity; RNA polymerase II cis-regulatory region sequence-specific DNA binding. The transcript is spliced from 7 exons. The record is from RefSeq and is a predicted model, not a curated record. Bases 1707 to 4235 code for a protein of 842 amino acids. Gene Ontology annotation, cellular component: cytoplasm; nucleus.